CUAUUCCUGAUGAACCUGAUAUGGAUUAGGCCUACUUGAACAGAAUAAAAAUAUUGAAAGUUCAGCUUGGAAGAAUAACACGUGAAGUACUGGACGAUGAUUUGUUAAUAACCGGUCAGGCGCUCUACCGUUGAGGUUUGAUCGAUGAUCAAGUGUGAAACAUGGGUGAUCGGCUCAUAAACGAAGGAGUUAAGUGGAUGUUGGUGUUUUUAUGGUUUUUGGCCAACCUCAUUGCUUGGUUAGCAUCAUAUUUCACCUACACUAAUUCCGAUGAGUAUUUCUACAUCAGAAUUCUCAUGGGGGCAAGCCUUCCUGUCGCUAGGGCAAGUGCUACAUGUCUGAAUCUCAACAGUAUGAUGAUUUUGCUCCCAGUCUGUCGCAACAUCAUCUCCUUCCUCAGAGGUUCUUGUGAGGCAAAUAAGUACUACCGUCGUAAUCUACGACGUCAGCUGGAUAAGAACAUUACCUUCCACAAGGUGGUUGCCUAUUUGAUUGUUUUCUUCACUAUCAUCCACGUUGUUAGUCAUUGUUUCAAUGCGCAACAUUUGUACGACUCAUCCACCGGGGUUCGUGGACCAUUGGCUUCUCUCUUAAGCUUACAAGUGACAAAAUCCGGAAAUCGUCUCAAUCCUAUUCAAGUCAUUGAUAAGAGUCCCCUCGGUCUUACACUGAUUGAGAAAACAUUGCAGCUUCUACCUGGCUGGACAGGUGCAGUCCUUACAUUAGCUCUAAUUGUCAUGUUUUCAUCAUCGACUGAAUUCAUCAGGCGAUCAUACUUUGAGAUGUUCUGGUUUACACAUCAUCUCUUCAUCCUUUACUUUGUGAUGAUUCUCGCACAUGGAGCGGCUGGUAUCGUAAGCCGGCAGUCAAAUGUAGCUGACCACAAUCCUAAGACAUGUUCUGAAAUCUUUACCGAGUGGCCAACUGAUGAAUGUCCCAAGCCAGAAUUUAUCAAUGGAUCAGCUGGAUCCUGGAAGUGGCUUCUUUUUCCCAUGGUGUGCUAUGUCUUUGAGAGGAUGUUUCGACUGUACAGAGCAUGGCAAACCAGCAUCAUCACCAAGGUUGUUCAACAUCCUUCCAACGUUAUUGAGAUUCAGAUGAAAAAACAAGGAUUUAAGAUGCUCCCAGGUCAAUACGUCUUCUUGCUGUGUCCUUCCAUUUCAAGAUUACAGUGGCACCCCUUCACACUGACCUCAGCACCUGAGGAGGAGUUUCUGAGUGUUCACAUUCGAAUUGUUGGUGACUGGACGAAUAAAUUGAAGGAAAAACUCGGAGCGGACCAAGGAGAGCAGUCAGUAGCACAACUGCCCAGCAUCGCAAUAGAUGGUCCAUUUGGUACUGCAAGUAUCGACAUAUUUGAGUACGAGGUUGGGAUUUGCAUCGGAGCUGGUAUUGGAGUCACGCCAUUUGCAUCUAUUCUCAAAUCAAUCUCCCACAAGCUUCUUAGCCCAGAAUUUGAGCUGAAACUCAGAAAGGUCUACUUCUUCUGGAUUUGCCGAGACACUAACGCCUUUGAGUGGUUCACCGAGAUGUUGCAGUCGUUGGAAUCCAUGUUGAUCGAGAAUGGUCAGAGAGAGUUCUUGGAGUACCAUAUCUACCUCACCAGGGGCUGGAGUCACAGACAGGCCAAGAAUAUCUAUCUUCAGGAGGAACAAGAAGUGGAUGCGAUCACCGGCUUGAGACAGAAGACAAAUUACGGUCGGCCAAAAUGGGACGACACCUUUAAGAUGAUCGCUGAAAACAAUUCGGGAGUGAAUGCUGGAGUCUUCUUCUGUGGUCCUAAGAGUCUCUCCACCGUGUUACACAAGUGUUGCAAUCGGCACUCCAGCCUUAAACCAGACGGCUGCCGUUUCUUCUACAACAAGGAAAACUUCUAACCCAAAUGACCAAACAGUUUCACAAAAAUGUGGACAAAUGUGUUUUCACAGAAAAUGUGAAAGUAGCCGUCUUUCAACAAAUUUGUGCCAAUCAUAACAAUAAGUAAAAUUGUGCUUUAGAUCGCAAUUGAUUGUAAAUUUAAAUGUGGCAAUAUUUAAUGGCAUGCAUAUUUGUAACAGUAUCUCUAUCAUCAAGAGAAAAGUAUAUCCUUGAAUUCUUUAUUUCCUCUCUGCUAGUUCAUUCCAAGCAUUUGACCAAACUGCAGUGCUGUAGAAUCAGUGUAAAAUAUUGUACACAGAAGUUUUCAUGUGGUCAGACUUUUUUCUUCAAUGGGAGACACUGAGGUGCUUGGUGGUGGCAGACACAAUGAUCCUUGUUGGUUGAUGUGGGCAUGCGCUUGCAGUUCUCGGCAUGCGUGUUAGUUCUGAGCACACACACGACCGGGGAAAAGGACCAGUUUGUCUGCUGCCACCAUGCGUCUCAAAGUCCCCCACUGUGUUUGCUGGAUUUAACCAAAUUAUCAUAAUAAACCUAUUUCACGAUUCAUGUGCGCACACUCUGAAUAUUUAACAGAGGGGAACAAAUUCAUGACAUUGCAUGACAUUUGGCGACUGGUUGCUCGCGAUAGUUAUUGUUGUAGACAAUUUGUUCCCCUCAACCAGCUUUGUUCAGUUAUUUGCGCGGGGAAUGCUAAAAUCAAUAUGGCAACUACUGAUCUAAAAAGAAAAUAUGAGAUUUUCCUUUGUUGUAACAUGAUUAUUAGAUGUAUUAUUAGACAAACAGUAUUUGAAUAUGUUCCAUGAAUAAGUUGAAUUUUAUACAGUCUAACGAAGUGCACAUGGAGUGAGGUAUUCCAUAGGGAUAAUUGCUACACAUGGAGGGCAAGUGCAGCAAUUUUCGACCAGGAGGAAAAUUCGACCAACUGCAUUCAAACACUACACAGCUGGUCGAAUUUCUUACUUUUUUUAUGGGGUCAAAUACCCACGUGCACCUUCACUCACCCCAAAUACAGGCCCCAAGUAAGCAUGGCCAUAGGCCAAGUCACAUGCACAGAACAUGUUUGACCAGGUGUGACAUCAUAACCGAUUAACUCAGCUUUUUUAUCAAAAUAAAUUCUUACUGAAUCUAAUUUCGAUAUCAAGCAAACAGCCUAGGCAUUAGAUGCUUCAGGAAUACAGUGUCCAUUUGUACCACUAAAACUCUGCUGUAAGAAAA
This is a messenger RNA of Acanthaster planci (crown-of-thorns starfish), 3093 nucleotides long. Its product is annotated as NADPH oxidase 1-like. Gene Ontology annotation, molecular function: superoxide-generating NAD(P)H oxidase activity. Gene Ontology annotation, cellular component: plasma membrane; NADPH oxidase complex. The record is from RefSeq and is a predicted model, not a curated record. Gene Ontology annotation, biological process: defense response; superoxide anion generation. NCBI's taxonomy places the organism in Eukaryota, Metazoa, Echinodermata, Asteroidea, Valvatida, Acanthasteridae.